Molecule: messenger RNA, 1293 nt
Organism: Brassica napus (rape)
Lineage: Eukaryota; Viridiplantae; Streptophyta; Magnoliopsida; Brassicales; Brassicaceae
Exons: 5
Coding region: 6-899 (297 amino acids)
Source: RefSeq, a predicted model, not a curated record
UAUAAAUGACUCGAUUGAAAGGAUUUACCGCAGCGGUAAAGAAAAAUGAUUUAACGAUAGUGUCACUAUCUAAGGUGGUUAUUUCAGUUAGUCAACGGUCAACAAAAAGCUAUCUUUCUCCUCAAGAAAUCUAUAUAAGCCCUCACGUGAACCCACAUCGUCUUUCACAGUCGCAAAAGAGAAGAAACAGAGUGUGUUUAUCGUUUCGGAAAGUCUCGCGAAUAUUUAAGAUAAAGAGCUUAGCAUCUCUCUCUCUCUUGGUAACUUUCUGCACAAGAGAAGAAACAGGGUACGUUUCUCGUGAAGGUUUAGGAUCAAGAUUCGUCAUUCAAUCUCGCUCUCCCUCUUCGAAUCUUGGGAUGGAAGUAAACAGAGAUGAUGCGGAUGAAUUUCUCCAGAACUUUUUCGAACAACUAGAGAGUCUAUCAUUAUCAGAAGAAGCUGAAGUUGCAGAAACAACGGAUCCAUGUAACAUCAACGCUCUUCUUGAACCUUUACCAUCUCAAUUCCAGAAACAAGCAAUACCACAACACGCACCAACGUAUGAUGCAGCAGGAUUUUUAGAGAACCUUGAUCAACUCUUGGGACCAGAUACAAUUUACACAGAAGAUCAGUCUGUACAAAUCGGAUCCAACAAGCGUAUUCUUGAUGUUGAUCCAACUCAACAUUUGUUCAGCUCAAAUCUAAAUCAAUGCUACAUGGCUGAAACAAGUACAAGUACCAAUCCAACUCUUCAAACUGGACGGUCUCCAUCUCAGUUCUCGGACAAGGAGGGCUUAUUCACUGUGCCACCUGAGUCUAUCCAGUUCAAGCCUGUUGGCUCUUCAGUUGAUACUUGUGCUUCUGCUGAUUCUAAUCAACAGCAACCGAGGAAAAGACAAAGACGGUUACCAAUCUGACUAUGAUCCAGCUGAAAAGUACGAGGAUUCUGGAUCUGUGUCACGAUUCAACUCUCUCUCUCUCUCUCUCUCUCUCUCUCUCUCUCUCUCUCUCUCUCUCUCUCUCUCUCUCUAACCAUCUACAAAAUUAUGUUAAGUCGUUUUACUUUGAGAACAGACCAUUUGCCUUUAACUUGGGGGGUUGUGGAGUGGUUAGGAUUGAUGGCUACCAUUUUCACAUGUAAUAUGCUUUUUAGCCUUUUUAGACAAUGUGUCUUGCAUGGUAGUUUUAGACUUGCUAAGACCCUCUAACACAGGAAUAUACAUUCAGCUAUACAACGAAUGAUAUAUUUAUUUUCUGCUGCUAUUGCCAUUGCUUUUCUUUUCUUUUUGGUAGUGGUGUAGGAUCACAUGC